Messenger RNA from Malassezia japonica, 771 nucleotides. RefSeq lists its product as uncharacterized. The transcript has 5 exons. The coding region runs from base 1 to 771 and encodes 256 amino acids. Gene Ontology annotation, molecular function: guanyl-nucleotide exchange factor activity. Gene Ontology annotation, cellular component: cytoplasm. Lineage: Eukaryota; Fungi; Basidiomycota; Malasseziomycetes; Malasseziales; Malasseziaceae. The record is from RefSeq and is a predicted model, not a curated record.
AUGCCGGAGCUCUACGGCUGGGGCUCCAACGUGCACGGGCAGCUAGCACGCCCGCUCCGAGACGUUUGUGCUCGUGAAAUAGUGCACAUUGCGCCAGCAUCCGCGAUCCUGGCUGUGAGUGCAACGCAGGUCGUGUUUCGCGACCAUGACCAGGCCUUUGUGCUGGGUGUGACACGCACCAAGGCCAUGGGACGUGCGAUUGGGCAAGAUGAAAUCCUGGCGUACCUGAAUCGUGGCCACGUCUACUUCCCCGACGGAACGAGAGCCGAAGCGCGCUGUACAUGGCGCGAUGCAGCGGCCGACCUCACUGGGCGUAUUCUUGCCUUGUCUGAACGCGGCGAUCCGUGGCUCUUUUCGACGGUCGGCGCGUGGCUUGCAAGCGAUGGGACGGAGAAGACGAAAGGGAUGCUCCUCUCUGCGCACGGCGCACAGACCGCUCCGGCGUUUCGUCGCGUGGACGCCGGCGUACGCACCAAGGAUGGCGACUGCUACGGUUGGGGCUGGAUUCCCGAUGCGGACGGCGCGAUCCAGCCUCCGUUCCUGCUGGACCUCCCGACAGACGUCGCUGCUGUGGCGUGCGGCGCCUCGAACACCUAUUUCCUCCUGACGGACAAUACACUGUGGGGCAUUGGAAGCAAUGAGCACGGUGAACUGGGCCCGAACGCCGCGCCCCUCGCCUGGCACACCGAGCUGCAGCGUAUCGAGCUUGCUGGAGCAGUCCGACACGUUGCCGCAUCGCAGUGGACGUGUUACGCGCUGGUCAACGAAUAG